AUGGCCGGACAGCCGCGUGGCGACAGAGGCGGUGAACGUAGAAGAAGGCAGGUGUUUUACACACACCAAGAUUACGCUAUAGACCAAGCCAAUCGCCUUUUUGGGUUUACGUUGCCGCGUGAGGAUUUUCGCGUGUUGGAGGGUGGCGGCCAUCAGCGCCACUUGGACGGCAUCCGCGACAUCUACGACAGCUACGCUGCGGAUUGGAACCGUCUCUGCCAGGUGCUCCCAGCCCUUGCGGCCGUUGUGCCGGUGCACAAGGCAAAAGGCAAGGGAAAGGGGCAGCAACAAGCGCCCGAGCAACCCGCCACUCCGAAAGUGGCAAACCCGUCUGCAAGACCUCAGCCAGCAGCCCCGGCCACAACUGCGUCUGGAUCCAGGGACUCCGCAGGGACCCCGGCCCGUAUCGAGGCGACCCCGCUCACUGGAGCCGAGGGAGCGGCAUCUUCAACUGGAGUUGGGCCGGCGGUGGCCGCGCCCAAGGAGCCACAGCUGGGAAGCGACGAAGAAGGGCCAGUCACCGACGCCCACGACCAAGGCGACCCAGGAUCCGAGGAGCCUGUGGUUGCCGAGGUCGCGGGUGUUAAGGAAGAAGCGCCCGACGACACUGACGCAGGGGCCGCUGAGGACCUUGCCCAAACCACUGUGGACCAAACCCGUGCUCAGGCACAGGCUGAGGUAACCCAGGUCAGGGCUGAGGCCGCACAGGCAGUUCUUCACACCCGCGCCGCGGCACAGGAAGAGGUCUUAGCAGCACAGCGCACCGCGUUGGAACGCAUAGCCCUUCUAGAGCAGCAGCUCGCACAGUCGCAACGUGAAAGGGAGGAGAGCAACCGCAGCGUUGAGCAGCUGAUCGCGGAACGCCGGCUCACAGAUGACUAUUGGGCCCGGCGAGAAGCUGAACUUAACACGCAGCUAGACGUAGUUGCUCCAGCGGUGACUCCGAAAGCAACCUCGCGAACGCAUUGGUCCCCAAUGUCUUUCUCACCUGACACAAGCCAUAAUGGCCCGGCUCUUACAACUCCAACGCCAGCCGCCCGCAAAAGGGGCGAGGAAGCAGUCUUGCAACCCAGUGUGCCAGCAGGGGGGCCCAAGCCCCCGACGCAGUCGCCCCAAGAGGGUGCUGCUCCUAGCGCACCGGAAGCCUCAGCGGCACAACCCGCCGAGCAGCCUGCAACCUCAAGCUCCGAUGCUCCCUCUGCACAACCAGAGACGGCAGCUGUGCAACAGAGUCCCACGCGCAACCCUGAAGUUGAAGCGUUGAGCCUUCAGGUCGGCGAACUCCUUACAACAGUGCAAACCUUAGCGCAAGCCAUGGCUGUUUUGCAGCAACCGUCUGUGUCUUCUAGUGUAACGCCACCUCCUCCCACAACGGAGGCGGCAGCACCAGCACCAGUACCGACACUGCACUUGCCAACACAGGCACCGCAACUGUUUGCAGCUGCUUCGCCAAGCGCUGUUGAAUCCGACGCCGUGUCCGUUGUUGACGAAGACAUCGGAAGUGGCACUGGUGAUCUCCCAGGGUACGCCCCCACAGAGGUUGCUACUAGCGACGAGGAGCUUGAAGCCGGUCACCUCGAGGAGGCGGACGACUUUGCCUCAAAGGAAGGGGCUGCAACCAGCGCCCUUGCACCCGAAAAGCCUGUGCCCAGUGCUGCAGUCGAUCCGGAGGACGACAAACCUCUGAUUGACUUAGUGACUACAUCGAUGAAAGUUGCCAAAAAGCCAGACACCAAGUCCGAUGAUCUCAUCGAUGUGCCCACCGCGCCGUGGCAGCAAAUCGCAACAGAUGAUGUCAUCAUGGCCCGAGGUGACGACCACCGUGGCGUAGGGACGCUUCAGAACCACGCCAAGAACUUCAGGCACUUCUUCGGUUUGCGCCCAACCUCAAAGCCGCCGGUCUGUCUAGUUAAGAUGGAUGAAGCAGGCGAGCUUGAAGGGGCAGCGUCGGAGGUCGGUCUCAUUCCAGAGACAUCCCUCCCGAACCGAUGGCCUCAUAACUCGGUGCUUGAGCGCGACGUAAGGGAAGAGAAAGAGUGCUGUAGGAGCAUCCACCUUCAGUCGGGAUUGCCCUACGACUUCCACACCUACUCUUACCCUUACGCUUGCCUCUCGCUUUCUUUCGACCGAGUGAGCCACAGUGACAAGUCUAAGUCACAGUGGGAGGUUCUCACAAAGGCUCCCUUCGAGAGUAUCCGCGCGUGUUUUGGACAGCUUGUCUAUUACCGCAAGAAGGGUUUAAGGUAUAGGUUCGUGACCAAGGUCCUCGAUUACAUAGAGUUCCGUUCCAAGCGCAACACCUUGGUUGUUGACGUCCCACAAGACGAGCUCUUUAUCGAGGAGGGCCCUCCAGUCUUUCCUGUGGCCAAUGCUAAUCGCCGCGCCCUGGUUGAAGGGGCUGCAGAGGGCGUGCUCCCAGACAUUCCGCUUAAGGAAGUGCCGUUCCCGCCAGAGGGCAGUGACGUUAGGGAGAAGGAAGAGCGCCGCUCUCUACCUCCCACUCCAGGCAGACCAGUGCCACCAACUCCCGCAGAAACUGUGCCGCCGACACCCGCUGCAGAAAGCGUGGCUCCGCCCACUCCUGCUCCCGUGCCGGAAGCGCCCGUCAGGGGGGCAAAAGGAAAAGGCUUUACCACCGUUUUCGAGUACGACUGCUCUACCACUUCAGCCUUUGGCAAGUCCCACUUUGAGCUCGGUGUUCCACACCUGUUGAGGUUAAAGGUUGUGACUUUGGUUGGUGGGGUAAGGUUUCAGAAAGAGCAUCAAGUUGAGGAGUGCUCUAAGGACAAGGGUGUUACACAGCAUGCGCCCAAGUCUUCAAAGAAGUAG
Messenger RNA from Symbiodinium sp. CCMP2592, 2829 nucleotides. NCBI's taxonomy places the organism in Eukaryota, Dinophyceae, Suessiales, Symbiodiniaceae. The record is from the annotation of a GenBank genome assembly.